Drosophila ficusphila is the source of this 4575-nucleotide messenger RNA. RefSeq names its product protein nervous wreck (gene nwk). Lineage: Eukaryota; Metazoa; Arthropoda; Insecta; Diptera; Drosophilidae. The coding region runs from base 168 to 3488 and encodes 1106 amino acids. The transcript has 11 exons. Gene Ontology annotation, molecular function: protein binding. The record is from RefSeq and is a predicted model, not a curated record. Gene Ontology annotation, cellular component: neuromuscular junction; recycling endosome. Gene Ontology annotation, biological process: neuromuscular synaptic transmission; regulation of actin filament polymerization.
GCAGCAGCAGCGCAGCAGCAGUUAACGGUGCAUGUGAAAAAGUCCCCACCACAAACGUCGUGAAAGUCGAAAUCGAUAAUUGCUAGAGGUAAUGUAACGCCAUUUAAUCGGAGCUCGAACAGAAAAACCAAAUCGUAGUGUAAACCAAUUGCCAUAACAAAAGCCCCAUGAUGCAGCCGCCGCCGCGAAAGGGUAACUAUGUGAAAUUCCUCAAGAAUUUGCACACGGAGCAGGUGGCCAAGCUGCAGCUGAAGAACCAGCAUGAGUGCGACCUGUUGGAGGACAUUCGGCAGUUUACCAUCAAGCGGUCGGCUGUCGAGAAGUCGUACAGUGAGUCCCUGCUCAAGAUCUCAUCGCAGUAUCUCAACAAGAAGAUACCCAAUAUACCAGAUAUUAAGAUGGACGGCAUGGAGGAGCGCUGGAACAUGUGGAGUGUUUGGCGCACAGUUCUCGAGGAGAAUGAAAAGCUGGCUCGAGCUCGAUUGGCCGCCAUCGAGGUUUUCCAACAGCAGAUCGCCGAUGAGGCCAAAGUCCUUCGGGAUUAUAAGUUGGCUAUAGCCAAGCGAUCGCUAUCCGGAAUUGUCAACGUGCAGAAGGAACUCCACUUGAGCGUGGGUGAUGUGGACAAAACCAAGAAGUCAUACUUUGACGAGGAGCACUGUGCUCACGAUGUGCGGGACAAGGCCCGCGAUAUCGAGGAGAAGCUGAAGAAAAAGAAGGGCUCCUUUUUUCAGUCGAUCACUUCGCUGCAGAAGAACAGCGCCCGAGUCACGUCUCGCAAGGAGUUGCUGGAGGAGAAGUCCUCUGGAGCCCGGAAUGACUAUGUACUCAGCUUGGCCGCCGCCAAUGCCCAUCAGAAUCGAUACUUCACCGUCGAUUUGCAGACCACGAUGACCACCAUGGAGAACUACGUUUUCGAGAGGGUCGCCGAGUACCUGAUGCUAAUGGGACGCACAGAGCUGCUGACCUGCUCGGCCACGCAGAACAGCUUCGGGAAAAUCCGCGACCAGGCGCAGCAGCUGACCCGGGAGUACAACCUGCAGUGCUGCUACCUGUUCUACCCGGUGCUCAAGCAGCACAUCCAGUACGACUUCGAGGCAUGCGACAACGAUCCGGUGCGCAAGGUGACCGCGGAGCACGAGUCCGCCGCCGAGACGCUGACCAAGGAGGCCAAGAACUUGGCCGGCAGAGUGGUGAAGGAGAACGCCUCGAUCCGGGAGAACGCCAAGAAGCUGGCCCUGUGCCAAUCGCUGCGAGACUCUGGCCAGCGCACCGAUCCCAACGAUCCCAAUGGACCCGAUCUGGACACCAAGAUCGAGGAGUUUCGCGAUCAAAUCAGGAGAUCGGAGACGGAGAAGACCAAGGCGGAGGCCUGUCUGCAGUGUCUGCGGGACGGAGGCAUCAAUGUGGACGAAUGGGUCCAGGAGGCCGAGAUCAUGGGUGUGCAGGAGCUCACGCGCUCUGCCAGCUCCAUUUCGAUGCGCACCGAUGCCUCUGGCCAGGGCGAGAAUCCCAGCUCGGACUCCUUCUACGACAGCGACAAGGAGGAGACCCAGACCCAGACGGCUGCCCAGGCGAAGCCCAAACAGGAGCAGCAACUGUCCAGGGAUCGCACCUUCAGCGACAGUGACGAAGAGCCAGAAGUUCGUCCCACGGCGGCGGCAGCUUCCACUGCAGCUGCUGCCGCCUCCUCGUCCAUGAUGGCCAGCGGCGGAGGUGGCUGGGAUGAUCCCACUGAGGUCAACUGGGGUGCUGCCGAGGAGGAGGAGGACAAGGACGAACCGAUCGUUCCGGAGCCCAAGGAGGCCAUCUUUAAGUGCACUGCGCUCUACAGCUAUACGGCCCAGAAUCCCGACGAGCUCACCAUCGUUGAGAACGAGCAACUCGAAGUGGUUGGCGAGGGAGACGGCGACGGGUGGUUGAGGGCCCGCAACUAUCGCGGCGAGGAGGGCUACGUGCCACACAACUAUCUGGACAUCGAUCAGGAGACAGCGAGCAGCGCCUUUAAUGGUACUUCCGGCAAUCAAUUGCGCUCACAAAUCUCAUUCUCAUCUGUCGAUUAUACCGUUGACAAUGAAGAUCAGACGGUGGACUCGAUGCAAUCGCCCGACCAGGUGUCGGUCAUAAUGGCGCCCCAGAAGCGGGUCAAGUCGGAUGUGGAGUGGUGCAUUGCGCUCUACGACUACGAUGCCACCGCCGAGGAUGAGCUGACCUUCGAGGAGGGCGACAAGAUCAAGAUCAUCACCAAGACCGCCCACGGCGUGGACGAUGGCUGGUGGGAGGGCGAGCUGGACGGCAAGUUCGGCAACUUCCCCUCGCUGGUCGUCGAGGAGUGCGACGAGUUGGGCGAGCCGCUCAGCGAGGGCGGCGACGAAUCGCCCCCGCCCACCGCGGCGCCCACAUUUGCACUGCCCCCCGCUCCGGCCCUGCCGCCAGAGUACGCCCACGAGCUGGAACUGGAGCUCACGGAGGAUAUGUUCGGCUCCCAGGACACAGCAGAUGAGGAUAGCGGCUAUAUACCUAACGGCGCUGCUGCACCGAGUAUGCCUCCGCCAGGCCAGAACCAAAGCCAAACCACUGCCAAGAAGGUACUCAUCCAAGAGCCUGGCAUGGAGGACGAUCUCAGUGACGAUGGGCAGCCGCCGCCGUCCUUGCCGCCGCCCCAACUACCGAAGGUCGGCGGACCGGGGUCGGGGAGCAAGGCCGAAAAGGGGGCGGCGGGUGGCGGCGCCAACACGCUGAACUUAGGUAUGGCACAAAUAAUUGUUACCGCUGCAACCCCCAUGGUUGAAGACGGUGCCGAUAAAUCUUUCCCACCAGUAGGCGAGGGCGAUGCGCAGCCGGAGGAGCAGUCGACCACAAAGGAGCAGCAGCAGCAGCAGCAGCAGCAGCAGCCAUCGGCGGAUGUGGCCAAAAAGCCAGACAUUGCGCCCAAGCCGCAGGGCAAGGUGGUGGCGCCUCAGGCUGCGGCAACCAAAGAAGGUAAAGCUGAGGGAGCUGAAGGAGUGAAGCCCGUGGUGAGCAUUACACUGACCGAGUAUCCAUCCUGUGAUGCAGAGGACCAGCAGUCCUUCUCGGAGGACUCAGCCUCGGUGGGCGAUGUGCCCGCUCUGCAGGAUGCCGAGGAUCCGUUCAACGAGAAAUCCAAGGAUUCCAACGGCGGCGGCGGCGGAUCGGGAUUUGAGGCCAAUUUCGAGGCCAACUUUGAUGCCAACUUUGAUGACGCGUUCGCGGGAAGCGGCGGAUCCGGCGGCGGAGGAGGUGGCGGUGGAGGUGGGGGCGGUGGGGAGCAGUCCAGCGAUCUGGAUGUUAACGGCGAGGCAGUUGGAGAACCGGGAACGGGAUCAGGAUCGGCGGAGGAUAUCGAGGCACCCAAACAGGUGGUCGGUGGGCGAGCCAGCAUACCGGAGGAAUUGGACUCAAAUCAAUUGGCACACGACCAUGAGCAUGAUAUAUACUAUAUAGACUAUAGCCACGGACAGUUAUAGAGUGCGGAUCAGUGCGGAACAACACCACAGCGACAGCCACAAUUACAAUCACAACCAGACCCCACAACACUAUGAAUGCAUUCUGAUCUCACACCCACCACCAUCCCACAACCUAUCCAACAACUCCAAACACACAGAUGAUAUAGCCAGACUCGGACGGACUGGGAACUUAUCGAUCUUAUCGAUAACUUAUCGGUUAACUUCGUUUUCAGCCCAAAGUAAAUAUAGUAGUUUAUUUUGGCUACCACCCGAUUCACAUACAACGACACAAUAGCAGGAUAUAGAAUAUAUGUACUUAUAUAUAGUAUAUCAGGUCGGGAUUUCCCCUCAACCUCAAACACUUCACGUACAGCGCUCAAAUUGUGUACAUCCAUUUGAAUACUUCUUCUGACUGCCUCUGGGGUUAUAGUUAGACAUCAACUGGGCCUUCAUAAACAAAACCACCAUACGAUAUAUUACUAUUUAAAUAUAUACAUAAUUAUGUUAGUUUGUAAAGUGUUAUACCCUCAGACACGUAUGGAAUACAUUGAUAUAUUAUAUUAUAAAUGGAAUAUUGUAACGUUUUGAAAGACAAUUACUUAUGUAGCACUCAGACACGGGUCUUCGAAUAUCAGCAUCCACAACUAAUCGAGCAAUAAUAUGUAUAUAUAUCUAAGUGAACUAGAGAAUCCGGUUUAGCAGCAUUAAGUUAGCCAUUCGCUUCGAUUUUUCGCCAACAAAAGCCAAUCAACUUUAAAGUCAAUUCACCUCGUUUUUUGUUGUUCGCUUCUGUUCGCUUUACUUAGUCCUAGGAUCUCUGCACAUUAUAGUAAAUCAAUCAAGGCCGCAAAUGAAUGUAUUCGAAUCGUAGGAGCGGAUCCGGCAGAUAUAUAUUGUUGUAAUUGUAUGCAAAACUCUAGCCUAAUUAGUUAAAUGUUUUCCGUGUCUAGUUAAAUGGUCUAAGUUAAUGUUGGAUGCCAGAAAGAAGAUAUUUGAAGUUAGUAAAAAGCCUACUCAACGCGAGACUUUGUUUGCGAUACUCGAAUAUUAAAGUUCAUAACUCACCAAUUGGAUAACCUCAUAUUCACAUAACCGAUAUUACCGAACA